Molecule: messenger RNA, 16371 nt
Organism: Maniola jurtina (meadow brown)
Lineage: Eukaryota; Metazoa; Arthropoda; Insecta; Lepidoptera; Nymphalidae
Gene: mgl
Product: low-density lipoprotein receptor-related protein 2
Exons: 26
Coding region: 186-14012 (4608 amino acids)
Molecular function (GO): protein binding; calcium ion binding
Source: RefSeq, a predicted model, not a curated record
CAGUUCCACCAGUCACAAUUGCGCGCUCGGGCAAGUCGCAUCUUUGCCGUCGAGCGAACCGAACCCACGUCACCAACUUUCCCAACGGAACUUUCUAACUGAAGUUUAGUUUCGUGCGUGCAAGUGCAUACUGAUUGCGGAGUGCUGUUCUUGUGUUGUUUGGUGUUGAUGUGGUGCUGCUGAAGAUGCGGGGCGCCCGGGAGGCGUUCUGCCUGCUGCUGCUGGUGGCGGCGGCCGCGGCGCAGGCUGACACGAGGCAUUUAUCAGGCGACACAAUAUGCCCCACCGGCAUGUUCCGCUGCCCCGAGGGCAAGUGCAUCCCCGCGCUGUGGGUGUGCAACUACCAGCGCGACUGCGACAAGGGCGAGGACGAGUUCCAGUCGUGCCCGCCGCCAGAAUGUGAGGCGGGGCAGCUGACGUGCGGACAGUACGUGUGGAACAAGACGUACUGCAUACCGCCGCACUACCGCUGCGACAUGCACGUCGACUGCGUGGACGGCACCGACGAGGCCGACUGCACAUACCGCAAAUGCCAGACAGACGACUUCCAGUGCGGGCUGGAGGGCUCGGGGACGGGCAAGGUGUCCACGCAGGGGCCUUGCAUUCCGAAGGAGAAGAAAUGCGACGGGUAUCUAGAUUGCAGAACAGGCAAAGAUGAACAGGAGUGUCCAGGGCAGUCGAUGGCGUGUCGACUCGAUCAGUUCAAGUGUGCUUCUGGAGACAAGUGUAUAGAUGCAUCUGCCAAGUGUGACCAUAAGGACGACUGUGGAGACAACUCGGAUGAGGCUGCUUGUAAUUUCCCACCGUGCCACAUCGGGCAGUUCCGCUGCAGCAACGCGCUCUGCAUCCCGGCCACGUACCACUGCGACGGCUACAAGGACUGCGCGGACGGCUCGGACGAGGCCAACUGCACCGCCAUCGCGUGCCCCGACAACAAGUACCUGUGCCCCAAGGGCGGGCCCGGCGGCACGCACAAGUGCAUCGCGCGCUCCCAGCUCUGUGACGGGAAGAGGGACUGUGAGGACAAUGCUGACGAAGAAACUGCUUGCUCAACAUCAUCGUGCCCGGUGCUGGAGUGUGAGCACAAGUGCAUGGCGUCCCCGCACGGCGGCGCGUGCACGUGCGUGGCCGGCCUCACGCUGUCGCCGGACAACCGCACGUGCGUGGACCGCGACGAGUGCCGCGAGUGGGGGCCCUGCCACCAGCUCUGCAUCAACACUCCUGGAUCGUACACCUGCGCCUGUGCACCGGGCUACACUCUCGGCGAACGUGGUCGCUGUACUGCCAGAUCGGAAGGCGCAUGGUUAGCCUUAGCUCACGAGCGCGGAGUGCUACGGUUAGACCUACUGGGCCGAGCGCCUUCGCCCCUCGCUAACUCCUCAACUGCAGCUGGUCUGGACUUCCACUAUCGACGGAACAUGUUGUUCUGGUCUGAUCUUAAAACUAGAAAGAUCCACUCGCAACAACUGAACGCACCAGCCGGCAUCACAACCUACGGAGGGAACGACAUCACCAUCGCCGGGUCCUGGGCGCCCGUCGCCCUGGCUGUGGACUGGGUGGGAGACAAGUUGUACGUGGCGGAUGCCAUCGGACAGAAGAUCGACGUGUUCGAGCUGGACGGGCGCUGGCACGCCGUGGUGCUGGGCUCCAACCUCACCAACCCCGCUGACAUUGCCUUGGAUCCAACGCUGGGUUUGAUGUUUGUUGCCGACAGUAGCCAAAUUAUCCGAGCGAACAUGGAUGGUACGCACACAAAGUCAAUCGUUACUGAAGCCACAUACAAAGCCUCUGGUAUCGCAGUUGACACCAUCGCCAGGAGAAUUUUCUGGUGCGACUCACUAUUGGACUACAUCGAAACUGUUGACUACGAUGGGAACUACAGAUUUUUAGUAUUAAGAGGCCAGCAGGUCCCGAGUCCUUCCAGACUAGCACUAUUUGGAGACAGAGUAUACUGGUCUGACAGCACGAAACAAGGCAUCAGUUCUGUCAAUAAAUAUGAGGGCUCCUCAAGUAUUCAGGCCAUUUAUAAGACAAAAGAUAUAAGAGAACCGAAAGCAUUGACAGUGGUGCACUCCCUCAAACAAACCUCAGUGAAUAAUCCUUGUGGAGUCAACAAUGGCGGGUGCUCACAAAUGUGUAUAGUGACCGCCUUGCAAAACGGAGGCUUGGGAUACAGGUGUGCGUGCAAUAUAGGAUAUAGCUUAGAAUCUGAUUUAAGAAACUGUGAUAUAGUUAAGGAGUUCCUUAUGUAUUCCCAGCAAAGGUUUAUUAAAGGAAAAGUUUUAAACCCAGUGAUCGAGGGCUUCAGCGAUGCGAUUUUGCCUGUAGUUUCCAGGCGAGCGCGAUUUGUCGGCUUGGAUUUCGACGCGAGAGACGAACAUAUUUACUACUCGGACGUUUUACAAGAUGUCAUUUAUCGAGUUCAUAGAAAUGGGACGACGAGGGAAAUCGUUUUGGCAUCCCAGAAUGAAGGAGUCGAAGGUUUAGCUGUGGACUGGGCGUCCAAAAACUUGUAUUAUAUUGACUCGAGGAAAGGGACGCUCAAUGUACUGUCGACACGAAAUAUAGCAUACAAGAGAACUUUAUUGAAAGAUUUGAAACGCCCGCGAGCGAUAGUAGUACACCCUAAUAAGGGAUACAUAUUUUUCUCAGAAUGGGACCGACCUGCGAACAUUAGUCGAGCGAAUACCGAUGGAACUGGGCUUUUGGUAUUUGAGAAUGUCACCUUGGGUUGGCCGAAUGGUUUGUCGAUAGAUUUCGACGCCAACAGAGUUUACUGGUGUGAUGCGCUUUUGGAUCACGUACAGCACGCUAAAUUGGACGGAACAGAUGUAAAAACAGUCAAUUCUAGACUAAUAAGGCAUCCAUUCUCGAUAGUGAUUUACGGAGAAUUUAUGUACAUUACCGACUGGAGGUUAGACGCUAUAGUACGCUUGCACAAACUGACGGGAGAACAGGAAGAUAUCAUGGUCAGAGAGCCGCAGACGAACAGGCUGUACGGCGUCAAAGUUUACAGUGAAGCGAUACAGAAGAUCGAUCCAAAUCAACCUUGCUCCAUAAACAAUGGCAACUGUCAGAAGUUCUGCUUUGCGAUACCGAGGAAUAAUACUGAGUUGUUAACAGUGAAGUGUGGAUGUCCGUACGGUGAGAAGUUGGCCCCGGAUGGGACCAGCUGUAUCGCGGAUCCUAAUGCGGAGCCGCCGGUGCAGGCCUGCCCCAACACCUGGGACUUCACCUGCAACAAUCAGCGAUGCAUCCCCAAGAGCUGGGUGUGCGACGGAGACGAUGACUGCUUGGACAACAGUGACGAAGAACAAAACUGCACCAAAACAACGUGUAGCGCGUCCGAAUUCAUGUGCAAAUCGGGCCGUUGCAUCCCCGCCACCUUCAAGUGCGACUCGGAGAACGACUGCGGAGACUUCUCCGACGAGACCGGCUGCGUCAACGUCACGUGCAGCGCCUCGCAGUUCCAGUGCGGCAACGGGCGCUGCGUGCCCAACACCUGGAAGUGCGACUCCGAGAACGACUGCGGCGACGGCUCGGACGAGGGCUCCCACUGCGCGGACAAGACUUGCGCUUACUUCCAGUUCACGUGUCCGCGCACGGGCCACUGCAUCCCCGCGUCGUGGGUGUGCGACGGCGACGACGACUGCUUCGACAAGCAGGACGAGGCCGACUGCCCGCCCGUCUCCUGCCUCGCCACGCAGUUCAAGUGCGCCGAUCUCAAGCAGUGUGUGCAGGAGGCAUACAAAUGCGACGGCAUUCCAGACUGUAACGACGGUUCAGACGAGGCGGGCUGUCCGUCCGUCGCGCCGCACCAGUGCGCGGCCGACCGCCAGUUCCAGUGCGUCUCAUCCGGCCUGUGCAUACCUCGGACCUGGUACUGUGAUGGCACCCCCGACUGCGAGGACCUGUCGGACGAGCCGGCGACGUGCGGCGCGGCGGCGUGCGGCGCGGGACACUUCCGCUGCGACAACGGCCGCUGCGUUUUCCGCGCGUACGUGUGCGACGGCCGCGACGACUGCGGCGACGGCUCUGACGAGGGCCUGCAGCACGCUUGCAAACCUCCGCCGUUCAGGUGCCCGUCAGGACAGUGGGCGUGUCCGGGGAUCUCGAACCGCUGCGUCAACCUCACUCAAGUGUGCGACGGCAACUUCGACUGUCCUAACAGCGCUGAUGAAGGUGUGGCUUGUGACUUCACCAACUGCCAACUCAGUUCCAGCCUCUGUUCGAACGAAUGUAAGCAGACACCCGACGGACCACUCUGCCUGUGCCCCAGCGGCGAGGAGUUGGAGUCCGAUGGUUACACUUGCAAGGACAUCAACGAAUGCGACCCUCCAGGACUAUGCUCCCAGAUCUGCACGAACACCAAGCGAUCCUACUUCUGCAGCUGUGUGGAAGGCUACGAGCUAAACGUUGACAAGCACUCCUGCAAAGCCAACAACCAUUCCAGCGCUUUCUUGAUAAUCUCCAACCGACACUCCAUCUUAGUAGCAGACCUUAAUGAACAAGGUCUCGAACGAGUCCCGAUUAACGUUGAAAAUGUCGUCGCAACCGCAUCUAACAUGCACACCGGAACUAUAUUCUGGUCGGAUAUGAAGCUUAAGAAGAUCUCUCGAUUGGAUCGGGGAAGCGAACCUCAAGUUAUCAUUUCCACUGGAUUGGAUUUAGUUGAAGGAUUAGCGUAUGAUUGGGUUGGUGGCAACAUUUACUGGUUAGACAGCAAACUCAAUACAAUCGAAGUGGCGAAAGAGGACGGAAGCGCAAGAACUGCAUUACUAAGUGGGAACAUAACUCAGCCCAGAGGAAUGUGCUUGGAUCCGGCACCAAACGCAAAAUGGCUGUUUUGGACAGACUGGGGAGAAAAUCCUCGCAUUGAAAGAGUCGGGAUGGACGGAACUCAUCGCGAAGCUAUUAUUACCACAAAAAUUUACUGGCCCAAUGGUUUGACCUUAGAUACAGCAACUCAAAGAGUUUACUUCGCUGAUUCCAAACUAGAUUUCAUAGAUUUCUGCUACUACAACGGCACGGGACGACAGCAAGUACUAUCGGGAAGUCAUUACUUGCUACAUCCUCACUCCCUUACAUUAUUCGAGGACACCUUGUACUGGACUGACCGUCAGCUUAACAGAGUUCUGUCUGCCCACAAGUUCAGAGGGACCAAUCAAACUGUGGUGUCCCAUUUGAUAUCUCAACCGUUAUCUAUUCACGUGCAUCAUCCAUCGCUGCAACCGCAGUAUCCAUCGCCGUGUAAGAAGGACACAUGUCAGCAUCUGUGCUUGCUGAGCCCCAACAACACAAGUGGCUACAGUUGUAUGUGCAAGCCUGGAUUCAAGCUGUUGCCUGAUGGCAAAUGUAUCGAAGAGGAGAGCGCAUAUUUGAUGGUACUGAAGGGAUCUCAAAUCAUUGAUCUGUCAACGGAUGGUUCCGGCAGGGCUGGACAACUACCUCCCGUUGUUGGUAUACAAGGUGGUAUACAAUUGGACUACGACCGUCAAGGUCACAUGCUGUACUGGCUCCAAUCUACCUCCGGCGAUACCGAGGACGACGAAAACUGCACAAUCUUUACUAUGCCUUAUGGCGGUGGCAAUAAAGUCGAAUUCAUUGGUCAAGACACCGGUAUCGUCGGCUCACCGUCUUCAAUAGCUUUUGACUGGCUCGGAAGAAACUUGUUCAUGGCCAAUAAAAUGGCGAGUAAUAUUGAACUAAUCCGAGUGGACGGCAAAGUGAAAUACAGGACGAUUGUCUUCGCAAAUGAUGGUAGCAGGACGUCCAUCGCCAAACCUAAGGGAAUAUGUCUGGACCCUACGGAAGGAAAAAUCUACUGGUCAGACGAGGGAGGUUACGGAGUCCCCGCAAAGAUCGGCAAAGUCAACAUGGACGGAAGCAACCCAGUUAUCCUUGUCGACAACAUCGAGCGACCCGAAGCAGUCACGAUCGACAUCGACCGGAAAAUCGUCUACUUCAGCACGCAGUACCCCGCCACCAUCAGCAGUAUGAACACCGAGGGAAACGACCGGAAAACUAUACUGACAGAAGCCAACGCCAUCUCUUACCCAAGAGUCAUAGCUGUGCUCGACUCCAGAUUAUACGUUCUGGACACUCGACACGAAAAAAUCAUCAAAGCUGACCUUCCCAAUGGAGAUAACAUCAAAGUUAUUUUGGACAACGAGAGUGAUUUGAAAUCUUUGACAAUAUUCCAGAAGAGGAAGAUGAUGCAUCAUCCCUGUUCCCUGAACAAUGGAGGAUGCGAACAGAUAUGCAUUCCCAGCGAAGGAGGAUCGAGGAUUUGUGCAUGCUCCAUCGGGUAUAGGAAAGAGAAUGAAGUCAACUGCGUCCCGUACAAGACUUUCGCUGUAGUGUCCCAACUUGAUCUCAUUCGAGGGUACAGUCUCGAUAGUAGCGCUGAAGCCAUGGUGCCAGUAACCGGUGUAGGCCAUCACAUCCUGCACGUUGAUAUUCACUUCGCAGAAAGCUAUAUUUACUGGGUCGAGUUUAACCGAGGACAAUGGAACGGUAUAUUCCGAGUCAGACCUAAUGGCUCAGAUCUACAACAUGUAGUCAAAGAGGGUAUCGGCAGCAACGGAAUACGAGGCUUGGCCGUCGACUGGGUCGCUGGAAACUUGUACUUCACUAAUGUCUUCCCACAUGAGAACUAUGUUGAGAUGUCCUGGCUCGACGGUUCCAACAGAAAGGUCCUUUAUAAAACCACUAUGGACGCCCCGAGGGAGUUAGCCGUCAACCCUCUAAAGAGACUCUUGUAUUGGAUUGAUUACGGCCAAUAUCCACGUAUCGGGAAGGCCUACCUCGACGGAAGCAACUGGCAGACGGUCGUCAGUUCCGGCAUAUCCAACCCCAGAGAUUUGACUAUCGAUAUGUUGACUCACGAUGUAUACUGGGUAGAUUCCAAACUUGACCAGAUACAAAAGAUCUCCUACAACGGUGGGAACAGACAGCUCAUCAGAUCCAACCUUCCCAACCCCAUGGGCAUAGCUAUACACACCGGCAGCGUGUACUGGGUCGAUAGAAACCUACAGACCAUUUACAAAGCCUCCAAAUUGCCGGGUAACAUGUCCAUGCCGGAAAAGAUACGCACCAACUUACCUAAGUUGAGAGACAUCGUCAUAUUCGACAUCAACAACCAACCCACCGAUGAGAACAACCCUUGUAGAAAACUCGGCAACGGCGGAUGCGAUCAGCUCUGCUUCAGUUAUCCACCAGACGCUAACAAAGGUUACACCCACCGAUGCGACUGCGCUACUGGACAGAUAUCUGCAAGCAAUCCUAAAAAGUGCGAUGUUGUUGAUGAAUACCUAGUUUUCACGACGAGAACUGAAAUCCGUGCCGUCAACUUGGACCCCAAAUCCACUGGUGUACCAUUCAAGCCUGUCGGCAAUCUCACGAAUGUUGUCGGGGUCGAAUUCGAUUACGCAGAUAACAAACUGUUCUUCACGCAAAUCAGACCUUACGCGAGAAUCGCUUGGAUGUCGGCCAACAACCCUGACGCUUCGGGCAUACAGAAUAUUAUCAGCAAGAAUAUCAACCCCGAAGGUAUUUCGUACGAUUGGACCCAGAAAAAAGUCUACUGGACUGACAGCUCUAACAAUUCCAUUUACGCGAUGAACUUGGACGGCACUGAAUUAGUAAUGAUAGCGAGAGUGGAACGCCCGAGAGCCAUCGUCGUGGAUCCCUGCAAUGGAACUUUGUACUAUACUGAUUGGGGACGGUUCGGAACAUCUGGAAAAAUCUACAGGACGACCAUGGCUGGAUCCCUCAAGAAGGCCAUCAUAGAUAAGGACUUAUCACAACCGAGCGGCCUCACGAUAGAUUUUGAAGAGAAUAUGCUCUACUGGACCGACGCCGUGCGGGAAAAGAUCGAACGCUCCAAAAUGGAUGGAAGCGACCGGGAAGUUUUAAUCUCGGCAACGAUCUAUCCAUUUGCGAUUACAGUGUUCAGAAACUACAUUUACUGGACCGAUCUUCAGUUGCGAGGCGUGUACAGAGCGGAGAAACAUACCGGUGCUAACAUGAUCGAGAUGGUGAAACGACUGGAGGACUCGCCCCGUGACAUUCAUAUAUACAGUACAAGUAGACAAGCGUGCCAGACCAACCUGUGCAAGAUUAACAAUGGAGGCUGCGCUCAGAGUUGCCACCCCGCGCCCAACAACACUGUCGAAUGUAAAUGUGAUGACGACACAAAAUUGGUCAAUGAGGGAAGAAUGUGUGUCGCCAAAAACAUCACCUGCGACUCCAGCAAAUUCUUCUGCGCGAACGGAAAAUGCAUCAGCAGGAUGUGGUCCUGCGACGGCGACGACGACUGCGGAGACAACUCCGACGAGGACAAGAACUACUGCUCCUACCACUCCUGCUCGCCCAACGAGUUCCGCUGCAACAAUGGACGCUGUAUAUUCAAAUCCUGGAAAUGCGACCACGAAAACGACUGUAAAGAUGGUUCCGAUGAGGAAGGCUGCGUGUACCCGCCGUGUGCGGAAGGAGAGUUCACCUGCCAGAACUCGCGCUGCAUUCCCAAAACACAAGUGUGCAAUGGGAUCAACGAUUGCAAAGACAACAUCACGUCCGAUGAGACGCAUGAGAGGUGUCCACGAAAUACGACGUGUCCAACGAAUCACCUUAAAUGCGAAAAAACGAAUAUCUGCGUCGAACCGUACUGGCUGUGCGAUGGCGACAACGACUGCGGCGACAACUCCGAUGAGGAUCCCCUACACUGCGCGCAAAGGACUUGUCCACAAAACAGCUUCCGCUGUCCCAACCACAGGUGUAUUCCAGCCACCUGGUACUGCGAUGGAGACGACGAUUGCGGGGACGGCGCCGACGAGCCGCCGGAAUACUGCCGCUCCGAGGGCAGGACCUGCUUCGGAGACCUGUUCACCUGCGACAACGGCAACUGUAUACCCAGAAUAUACAUCUGCGAUGGCGACAAUGAUUGCUUAGACAACAGCGACGAAGACGACAGGCACCAGUGCAACGAGCGUAAAUGUGACGCCGAAACGGAGUACACGUGCGAAGAAAACAAAUUCUGGAACAGAGCUCAGUGUAUUCCUAAAAAGUGGCUGUGCGAUGGCGACCCUGACUGUAUAGAUGGCGCAGAUGAAAAUACCACUCUACAUCACUGUUCCACCCCGACACCUUGCUCCGAGGACCAAUUCCAGUGCACCAACGGAAGAUGUAUCAAUGAAGGCUGGGUCUGCGACCACGACAAUGAUUGCGGAGACGGUUCCGAUGAAGGAAAGCAAUGCAACACGCAAUACAAGAAAUGCUCCACACACGAAUUUAGAUGUCAGAACUUCAAGUGUAUCCGAGACCACUUUAGAUGUGACGGCGAAGAUGACUGCGGAGAUCAUUCUGACGAAGUAGGCUGCACGAAGGAAAAUAAGACUUGUCCCGCGGGACAGUUCAAGUGUAACAACGAUCAGUGCAUCGACAAUAGACUCGUUUGCAACAAAGUCUCCGACUGUACGGAUGACUCGGACGAACCCGCGCAUUGCAACGUCGAUGAGUGUGCCAAGUUAGAAAUCAACCAGUGCGGACACAAAUGUAUAGACACGCUAACCGGAUACUACUGCGAUUGUAAUCAAGGCUACAAACUCUUGAGCGACGGUAAAGCCUGCGCUGACAUAGACGAAUGUACCGAGACCCCGGGCGUCUGCUCCCAGUAUUGUUCGAACACCCCCGGCUCCUACUACUGUAAGUGUUCCGAUCAGUAUUACGAAAGGGAAGCGGAUGAACAUACGUGUAAGAGAAAAGACAACAUCACCGCUUGGAUCAUAUUCACAAACAAGUACUACGUGAGAAACAUGUCCACUGAUGCCUCUUUGUAUAAUUUGGUGCAUCAAGACUUAAUGAAUGUGGUCGCUAUAGAUUUUGACUACAAAGAAAAUAAAAUGUACUUCGCUGAUGUUUCCGCCAAAAUCAUUUAUCGAUCUGAUUACACUGAUCCGAACCCAACGAAGGAAGUAGUGAUCCGACACGAUUCUCACGGCCUGGAAGGAAUUGCGAUCGAUUGGAUAGGAAGAAAGCUGUACUGGCUAGAUCGACAUUCGAAGAAUUUGGACGUAUCAGAGUUAGAUGGAACGAGAAGGAAAACACUCAAAACUGGAAUCGCAGAUCCGAGAGCUAUCGUCGUUCAUCCAGGGACCGGAUACUUGUACUACACUUCCUGGCACCUUCAAGCCUACAUUGGUAAGCUGGGUAUGGAUGGAUCCAACUUCACCACCGUUUUGAACUGGGAAGACGAUAUCGCCUGGCCCAAUGCUCUCACUAUUGACUAUUUCACGGACAGAAUUUAUUGGGCGGAUGCUCACUUGGACUACAUAGGCUCAGCCGAUUUGGAAGGAAAACACAGGCACGUCGUUUUAUCGGGAGAGAAAGUACCGCACGUUUUCGCUCUGAGCCUGUUCGAUGAUGAAAUCUAUUGGACCGAUUGGAAUCUUAAGGCCAUUCUUAAAGCGAAUAAGCAUUCCGGCGAGAACUUGACGACGCUUAGAAACGCUACUCACCGUCCAUACGACAUUCAUAUAGUCCACCCCUUGAGACAGCUGCCGUACAACAACCCUUGCGGAAACAACAACGGGGGCUGUUCGCAUCUCUGUCUCAUCGCUCCUCCGCACGAAUCCAGUUACCUGAAUAUCGAAGGCUACGGCGAGGAGGGUGCUACGACGUACAAAUGUGCUUGUCCCAACCAGUUCUACUUGGCGCGAGACUACAAGACUUGUAUAGCGAACUGUACCGACGGACAACAUAGAUGCAACGGCCGCGACGAAAAGUGUAUACCGUGGUUCUGGAAAUGUGACGGAGAAAAAGAUUGUACGGAUGGCUCCGACGAACCGGAAACCUGCCCGGUCAGACAUUGCAGAGCUGGCUCCUUCCAAUGUAAGAACACUAAUUGUACACCGGCUGCGACCAUUUGCGACGGCACGGACGAUUGUGGCGACGGAAGCGACGAGGCUCAGUGCGCCCACGAAUGUCCCCUCCUCGAGUUCAAGUGCAAGUCCAGCGGCCGGUGUAUACUGGACAGCUGGAAGUGCGACGGCGACACCGACUGCAAAGACAACAGCGACGAAGACCCGGCCAUGUGUCACAAUCGGCAGUGCAAGCCCGACACGGAGUUCGCUUGCAAGAACGGACGUUGCAUUCCCAAACUGUGGAUGUGCGACUUCGACAACGAUUGCGGGGACGACUCCGACGAACCGGCGUACAUGUGCAGGCAGAAGAAUUGUACGAACGGUUGGCGACGGUGCCCCGGCCAGUCGAACUACAGAUGCAUACCGAAAUGGCUGUUCUGCGAUGGCAAAGACGAUUGCAGAGAUGGCUCCGACGAAAUACCAGAGAACUGCCCCUCUUGUAACAGUCAAACCGAUUUCACUUGCCAGAACAAGCGCUGCAUACCGAAGCAAUGGCUCUGCGAUUUCACUGACGACUGUGGGGACGGAAGCGACGAAGUGGAAGCGGUGUGCCAGCACAAGUACAGAGAUUGCUCCGAAUCAGAAUUCAAGUGUGGCAAUGGGAAAUGUAUCUCGUCCAGGUGGCGAUGCGACCACGAAGACGACUGCGGAGAUAACACCGACGAAAUGGAUUGCGGUGGCUUCAAAUGCAAAAACGGAACGUUCCAAUGUAAAUCGGGCCACUGCAUCGCGGCGUACUUCAGGUGUGACGGUGACAGGGACUGCCGAGACUUGUCGGAUGAGAUCGGGUGUCCGCCGAGGUACCCCGGCGGCAGAUACUGUCCCGAGAGCAGGUUCCAGUGCGGCAACAACCUGUGUGUGUCACAAUCGGACCUGUGUGACGGGACGGACGACUGUGGAGACGGCUCAGACGAAGUUCCUUCGAUAUGCACCAACUUCAACUGUGACACCCUGCGUCGAUUCCACUGUGACAAUCAUAGAUGUGUGCCAAGGUACCAAGUGUGCGAUGGCGUGGACAACUGCGGCGACGGCUCGGACGAGAACAACAUGACCCUGUGCGCCGCGCGCGCCAAGCCCUGCGACCCGCUCGUGCAGUUCCAGUGCGCGAACCGCAACUGCGUGUCGCGGACGCAGCUCUGCGACCUGGCUGACGAUUGCGGAGACGGGUCGGACGAGCUGGGCUGCCAUCACACGCAUACGUGCUCGCCUGUCGACAAGGGCGGCUGCGAGCACUUCUGCACCAACCUGACGCUGCCGGGCGCGGGGCCGGGCAGCGGCGGCUACAUCUGCACCUGCUUCCAGGGCUGGAUCAUCUCGCGCGCCGACAACAAGCGCUGCGCCGACGUGGACGAGUGCGCGGCCGGCACGCACCGCUGCGCGCACCUCUGCACCAACCUCAACGGCAGCUACAGCUGCAGCUGUCGGGAAGGGUUCAAACUUGCUGACAGCUUAUCUGGUAUUUGCAAAGCAGUAGAAGGCGAAGUGGUGCUAAUGUAUGCCAACGGUCCUGAAAUACGGGCGUUUGUCCAAGACAAGAAUGAACAGUUCGAUGUUAUUACCUCCGAGAAGAGGAUAGAAGCCAUCGAUUACGACCCUAAACAAGAGAUGGUGUUCUGGGCAGACAGUUACGAUAAGACCAUCAAACGGUCUUACAUGAUCAACGCUAAGAAUGGAGAAGUUAAGAGUGGCUACGCUCAAGAUCUCAACAUGAAAGGAAACUCCAAACCGACCGCGAUAGCUGUAGACUACAUCGGUGAAAACUUGUACUGGACCGAAACAGAUAGAACCGGCUCGAAACCUAGAGGACGUGUAAUGGUCGCUAGAACCGACGGAAGAUACCGAAGAGCUAUUGUAUCCGCUGGAAUCGAAAGCCCAACGUCCUUAGUCCUUGAUCCUCAGCUAGGAAAAAUGUUCUGGACAGAUGCCGGUUCAGCUCCUAAAAUUGAAACGGCUUGGAUGGACGGUUCGAAGAGACGGCCGAUCAUUACAGAGAACGUCAGACAUCCAACCGGUCUAGCCAUCGACCACGCGAUGGAUCACACGAUUUAUUGGGCGGACACCAAACUCAAUACGAUAGAAAUGAUCAAACACGACGGAACCAACCGUAAAGUCAUAUUAAAGGGUGAUUUCCUGAAACACCCGUUGUCUUUGGAUGUGUUCGAGUCGUCGCUGUACUGGGUUACGAGGGACACUGGCGAGUUGGUGAGACAGGACAAGUUCGGACGGGGAGUGCCAUUCGUUAUAUCGAAGGAUCUAGUCAACCCAUCGGCUGUGAAAGUGUACCACCCCCUGCGCUACAACAUGUCGCUGUCGUCGCGCGGCGGCUGCUCGCGCGCGCCGUGCUCGCACCUCUGCCUGGCCGUGCCCGCGGGCCGCCGCUGCGCCUGUCCCGACCUGCUCACCCCGCCCAAGCGCGCCACGCUCGAGCUCGCCUGUGAUGCAGCGAUUGAAAGUGAACGGCCUCCGCCCAAAGUCUGCCCGUGCCAGAACGGUGGCACGUGCACGGAAGGCUCGGACGGCACGCUGCAGUGCACGUGCCGCGCGCCGCUCCAGCCGCCCUUCUGCGCCUCGGCCGCGGCCGCCACGCAGGAACGCUCGUCCUCGGCUGCGGCGAUAGUGGUGCCGGUGCUGUUGGUGCUGGUGCUGGCGCUAGCGGCGGCGGCAGGCUGGUUCAUCAUCAGGAAGAGGCCAUUCGGCAAAGGCGGCGGCCUCGGCAGCCUAGCGUCCUCUCAGUCAGUGUCGUUCCGCGCUGGCUCCAACGUGGAGUUCGGCGCGGGGCUGGCGGGUGCGCCGGGCGCCGCGGGGGCCGCGGGGGACGUGUACGCCUUGGACGAGCCCGCCAGGAAGGGGAGGGACUUCAGCAACCCCAUGUACGAAGCCGUCACCAGAGCCACCGCGGCCGGCGAGCCCGAGCCGCCUUUGCCGGGCAUCUACGAGGUGCCUGAAGAACUGAAAGAGAAGGUAGUAUCAGCAGUAAUAUCUCCUUCCUCGACGGAGACGCGGAGUACGAAGCGGGUGCGAGCGCUCGACCCGGCGGCCGACACCGGCGCCGACACCGCGCAGCUGGUCAGAGAAGACCGCGAUUGCUAGCAUUACAUCCCCUCCCCGCCGCACCCGCCACCGCCGCCACCCCCGCCACCCCCGCCGUCCUGGCGCUCCGACUCCUCGGUAACCAAGCAGAAGCACCCCCUUAAACGUCCAUUCUCUUCAAAUAAACCUCAAAAUGGGGUAGUGAAGAAGGUAAAAGAUCCAGAUCUUCUGCUUUCUCCACUACUUCUUUUCGACUAUCUUCGAUCUCCCGCGUAGAUAAUAUGGAGGGAUUGUAAGGUUCACAUUUUAAGAACUUAUUGGUGGUAUAAUAAUAGCUUAAAAUGCUAGUGUACUUAAAAUGUGAACAUGUCUAUAUCCGUAGUCUUAUAAUGUGAAGAUAGCCUAAUAUCUGCGAAGGAGCGUAAAUUAUAAUUCUCUCUCUUUCUCUUAUAACAAAAAUACCGACGGCCUAGAGCUGUGAAAUCUAUAGAUUAUAAUAUAUCGGUAGUUUGCAGGGAUCGAAUUACCGGUAAUUGUUACGUGUGAUACCAAAGUACCAUUACGUUAAUGUUAAAAAGUAGGUAACGAUAAAAAUAACGAUACCAAUAUAACAGCCGUUAAUACCGGUAAAAGUAAAGCUUCUUACACUGGUAAUUAUAUAUCUAUCUCUAUCUAAAGAUGCCGUGUACAAUGGUAGCAUCUUCUCUUUAAGCGCAUUUAAGUAAUGAUAAAAAUAUAACGUUAAAUCAUAUUGGUAUACUGUUGCUAUUAACGUUACUUUUUUAACAUGACGUAUCGAAAUAUUUUGGUAAUUUUAACUUUGGAAAUUUAAAACCGGUAACUGUCCCUAAGACUACCUUUUUUCUUUCAACAGAGUGCCACUGUUACCAACGUUUAAUUUAUUUAAGGGGGUGGUGUGAAAUGUGAACAAGGAAAAGUCUUCUGUGAAGAAGUUUUAAGUUUUUGAGGGAACAAUGGGUGCGGGUCUUGUUUUAAUAAGUAAUAUAAGGAUAUUAUUUUCACAAGCUAAAACUAAAGAAUGAAAUAUGCUGCACAAAUCUAUGCUGCUCGAUUUAAUUCAAUUAUUCUGAACUUUUUUACUCUAAAUAAUUUUUUACUCUAUUUUAACUAUCCCGUCCAUCUUUAUUCAGUAUUUAUGUCUUUUUAAUUUUAGUUAAGGUUUAUUCGAGGGAAUUAUACUAUCCAAUUUAUGCAGUUGGUAACCCCUGGCAGGAGCUUCUCGUUUUCGAAUUUCUUCUCGUUUUACCGCUGUUGAAUGUUUUUAUAUUUUAUUUUGUUUGAAUAUAUUAAUUUUAAUCUGUUAUAACUAUUUCUGUGCUACUUGUUUUACUUCCGGCCGUACUUAUGUGUCAGUAUUUUUCUUUUUUGUUCGUCGUCGAUCGAAAUCAUAUCAUUACGUGAUAUCAUCUCGUUAGGUAUAUGUAUAUUAUGAGACUUUUAUAUUGAAAUAGACUAACGAUUUAUCUCGGCGUUGCUCGAGGUAAUCUAUAGGCUUAUGGGAAGCAAUAAAAGCCCACUUUUGACCGUUCUACAUUCCUAUGAUUAAGUGUUAAAAGAGAAAUUUGAUUUUAGUACAUAAAUGUAAGUAAGAUAGGAAUUGCGACGACCGCGGCCGCUGUCUAUAGGGUUUUAGGUUCAUUUGACAAUAAGCGACGUAACUAUUUAGAGAAUAAUUUAUUUAUUUCGUUAUAAGACUAUGUAAAAUAUAGCUAUGUUGUGUUUUAUAAUUGUCUAUUAAAAUAUGGUAAAUUAGAUUUCCCUUUGUGGUAAUAUUGACGAUUUGCCAUAAAAUGUGUGAGAUAAUGUUUCUGUUGUUUAAUGUUAAAAUAAUUAUCGUCAAUUUUAUUUGUUAUAGAAGCCUUUAAUCGAUGUAAAUAUGUGCGUUCAGGUAUGUGAUGUGUACAUUUUUAAUAGAAAAUUUUAAAUAUAUUAUGAACUAGAUCUUAUUACUAAUUUUACUGUCUAACAUCAUGUGGUGAUAUUAUUUCUUAAGUUUUUAUUUUUGUAAGCCUUAUAUAAUACUGUUUAAUCACUCCGUUGCGAAAUACGUGUAUCAUUGUUUUAUUUAUUUUAUAGUAACGUGACUUUAAAGUUUGAGCUCAUUGAGUAGUGGUUUAUGUAUAUUAUGCACCAAACUUUACAUCACAGUUGACAGUAAAAUUAGUGAAUGGACAUAAUGUAUAGAAAAAUGUGAAUAUAUAAGUAAAACAUCACAACAAUUUUUAUAUUACUACAUGAUAUUAUGACCAGAAGCACAUUAGAAUGAAAGUAACUAUACACUUGUAAAAACUGUCAAUAUAAUGAAUAAGAAGAUGAAAAUAUUUUUGUAUUGGGAUUAUUAUUAUUAGUUGUUUGACAUUAGUCGAGAAUAUUGUGUAAAAAUAAAUGAAUUACAAUA